Nicotiana tabacum (common tobacco) is the source of this 2164-nucleotide messenger RNA. NCBI's taxonomy places the organism in Eukaryota, Viridiplantae, Streptophyta, Magnoliopsida, Solanales, Solanaceae. The record is from RefSeq and is a predicted model, not a curated record.
AAUUUUAACAGAAUGUUGAAAAAGUAGGACCAGUGUUACUGAUAUAAAACCCCACCAAUCCAACACUUCUCUUCACAACUCUACCUUAUAUUUCUUCAUCCAAAAUGACACGUGUCAAAGAUUUCUUCGCCGGAAUGUUGGAUUCCGGCAAGAACGUUAAUUUUUCCAAAGGAAAAAAGAAACUAUUCUUGACCGUCGUUGCCUCAGUCCUACUCGUUGCAGCAGUUAUCGGAGUAGUUGUCGGUGUAAAAUUCCGUUCAAAUAACUCCGACGACCACGCAGACAUACAGGCCAUUACCUCUGCAGCUCAUGCCAUUGUAAAAUCUGCGUGUGAAAACACCCUGCACCCCGAAUUAUGUUACUCUACAAUUGCAAGUGUUUCAGAUUUCUCCAAAAAAGUAACUAGCCAAAAAGACGUGAUUGAGUUGUCCUUGAAUAUCACCUGCAGGGCCGUCCAACACAACUUUUUUAAGGUCGAAAAACUCAUCAAAACAAGAAAAGGUCUAAAGCCACGAGAAAAGGUUGCGUUGCACGAUUGCCUUGAGACAAUAGACGAGACUCUCGACGAACUCCACACGGCCAUAAAAGACCUCGAGCUAUAUCCCAACAAAAAGUCUCUGAAAGCCCACGCAGAUGACCUUAAAACUCUAAUAAGUUCAGCAAUUACUAACCAAGAGACUUGCCUUGACGGUUUCUCUCACGACGACGCCGAUAAAAAGGUUCGCAAAGCUUUGCUGAAAGGUCAAAAGCACGUAGAAAAAAUGUGCAGUAAUGCUUUAGCUAUGAUUUGUAAUAUGACCGAUACAGACAUUGCUAAUGAGCAGAAGUUGAAGGGUACCACUACUAACAGGAAGUUGAGAGAGGACAAUAGUGAGUGGCCGGAGUGGUUGUCUGCUGGGGACAGAAGAUUGCUGCAGUCCUCGACGGUGAGGCCCGACGUGGUUGUGGCGGCGGACGGAAGCGGAAAUUUCAAGACGGUGUCGGAGGCGGUAGCAAAAGCACCAGAGAAGAGCAGCAAGAGGUAUGUAAUAAGGAUAAAAGCUGGUGUUUACAGGGAGAAUGUAGAUGUGCCGAAGAAGAAGACAAAUAUUAUGUUUAUGGGAGAUGGAAGAAGCAAUACUAUUAUUACAGGAAGUAGAAAUGUGAAAGAUGGUAGCACUACUUUCCACUCCGCCACUGUUGCUGCGGUAGGUGAAAAAUUCUUGGCCCGAGACAUAACUUUCCAAAACACUGCAGGGGCCGCAAAACACCAAGCCGUAGCACUUCGCGUGGGGUCUGAUUUGUCCGCUUUCUAUAGAUGUGACAUUUUAGCCUAUCAAGACUCUCUCUACGUUCACUCCAAUCGUCAAUAUUUUGUUCAGUGUUUAAUUGCGGGCACUGUUGAUUUUAUUUUCGGCAAUGCUGCUGCUGUUUUACAAGACUGUGAUAUUCAUGCCCGGCGUCCUGGUUCGGGUCAGAAGAAUAUGGUCACAGCCCAAGGAAGAUCUGACCCGAACCAGAACACUGGAAUUGUGAUCCAGAAAUGUAGAAUUGGUGCAACGUCUGAUUUGAGACCAGUUCAGAAGAGUUUCCCCACGUAUCUUGGACGGCCAUGGAAAGAAUAUUCUAGGACUGUGAUUAUGCAAUCGUCAAUUACUGAUGUGAUUAAUUCUGCUGGAUGGCAUGAAUGGAAUGGGAAUUUUGCGCUUAAUACUUUGUUUUAUGGCGAGUAUCAAAAUACUGGGGCAGGAGCUGGGACCUCAGGAAGAGUUAAAUGGAAAGGGUUUAAGGUCAUUACAAGUGCAACUGAGGCUCAAGCUUAUACUCCUGGUAGAUUCAUUGCUGGAGGUAGUUGGUUGAGCUCCACUGGCUUCCCUUUUUCUCUUGGUCUCUGAAAUCCUUUAUUUUAAGUAGUAUUUUGUUUUCAAGUUUUUGUGAAGUUUCAUGAGAAAUGUUUAUUUUGAGCCGGAGGACACUCAUGCAUGGCAAUGGUGUUUGGCUGAUGGAGAAAUAACAAGAUUCAUCAACGAAUAGGGGUUGGAAAUUUUCUUUAUGAACUUCUAUUCGUGCUGAGGAAUUUUAGUGAUAUAGACCUAAAUAUUCCCUAAUGUGUGUAAUUAUCCUAUCUAAAAGCGAAAAGCCAAAAGAAUGUGGAAAUAAAAUAAGAGAAUUUCAAAGCUCCAUA